This is a messenger RNA of Vombatus ursinus (common wombat), 1625 nucleotides long. It is a transcript of the gene TNNT3, whose product is annotated as troponin T3, fast skeletal type. The record is from RefSeq and is a predicted model, not a curated record. Gene Ontology annotation, molecular function: tropomyosin binding; troponin C binding; troponin I binding. Gene Ontology annotation, cellular component: troponin complex. Lineage: Eukaryota; Metazoa; Chordata; Mammalia; Diprotodontia; Vombatidae. The coding region runs from base 536 to 1486 and encodes 316 amino acids. The transcript is spliced from 11 exons. Gene Ontology annotation, biological process: sarcomere organization; muscle contraction; regulation of muscle contraction.
AAUCAUGACAGAAGAAUUCCACCUUGGCUGGUCAGAGCCUUAGAGCAGCAGGAAUUCUGAGUGGGGUCAGGGAAGGAACAGGAGCCCAAAUCCCCAGUGCCCCCCAAUCCUCACCCAUUAGCAAACCUACAGUUCUGCCUGCAAGUGCCCAUUGACUAAUUAUGUAACUUGAGCUUAGGGGAGAGACUGAAGGAGACCCCCUAUCCCCUCAGUCACUUAAUACACUGAUGCUCCAGGCAAAAAAACUCUGCCAGAUGGCACUGCAAACCAUACCCAAGGACACUAGCUGUGGGACUUUAAUCGAGUGCCUGCCACUUCCUGGGCCUCAUCUUUCCCAUAUAGAAUAGGAGGGGACUGGCGGAGGGUGGACUCUGCCCCUGGGGGCCAGAGUUUGGGGAUGCCCUUGGCUGACAUUCUCUGGGCCUUUAGCCUCGACCUCUCAGGGCAAGGCCUGAUGUGGGCACUGGCCCCCUCUCUAGGGCGCCCUGGCCCAUUUGCUCGUGGUCCAUGAUGUUUUUUUGUUGGGAACGGUUUGAUGUUGAGGCUGCCUACAGGCUCCCUGACCCCAGAGAGUCAGCAGUCCUCAGGCCCUGCCUUAAAGUGGGCGGCAACUUUCAAAACCUGGAAGAAGAGGAGAUGGGAGGAAGUCCAAGAAGAUGUCGCCGAGGACGAGCAAGAAGAUUACGAGGAAGAGGAGAAGCCUCGACCAAAACUCACUGCUCCUAAGAUCCCAGAAGGAGAGAAAGUCGAUUUCGAUGACAUCCAAAAGAAGCGGCAGAAUAAGGACCUGAUUGAGCUUCAGGCCCUGAUUGACAAUCACUUUGAAGCCCGGAAAAAGGAGGAGGAGGAGCUGAUUGCUCUCAAGGAGAGAAUCGAGAAGCGCAGAGCCGAGAGAGCCGAUCAGCAGAGAAUCCGGGCAGAGAAGGAGAGAGAGCGGCAGAACAGACUGGCUGAGGAGAAGGCCAGGCGAGAGGAGGAAGAAGCCAAGCGAAGGGCAGAGGAUGACCUGAAAAAGAAGAAGGCUCUCUCAUCCAUGGGGGCCUCAUACAGCAGCUAUCUAGCAAAGGCUGACCAGAAGAGAGGCAAGAAACAGACUGCCCGUGAGAUGAAGAAGAAGGUCCUGGCUGAGAGACGCAAGCCGCUCAACAUUGAUCACCUGGGCGAUGACAAACUGAGGGACAAGGCCAAGGAGUUAUGGGAUACACUCUACCAGCUGGAGACUGACAAGUAUGAAUUUGGGGAGAAACUGAAAAGGCAGAAGUAUGAGCAGCAAAAAGGCUGGCGCCAAGGGCAAGGUCGGCGGACGCUGGAAGUAAAGUGGAGAGAGCGCCUCCAGAGCAGAGAUGGGUCUUCCCGCUGCAAGCCACCCCCUCUCCUGACGCUGUUGUUCCCCCUGGCUCCCACCUCCCAGUCUGGCUCCCCUACUGCUGUCUUCCCUCCAGAGUUCCGGGAGAUAUCCCAAAGAGGAAAAGGAGGCGCCUCCUAGAGCAGCCGAACAGACACGACGUCCCCCUGGUCCCCAGACCCUCAUCUUCUCCCAGCCCCGCCGCCUCUGCCAGCCACCCCCUCCAGGGACUUCUGGCCUCCCCUCUGUGGGGCUUGUAAAUAAAGCUCAAAUGACCCCC